GUACAUGAGUACAUCUGUGGCUGAGAUAUUCAGGGUUCUAGUGAUUCAAGAGAAGCUAUGGCUGCAUCUGGAUUCCUUCUUGGAACUGUAAAUCUGUCUCAGGCAUGCAGUCAUCUAAUUUCUUGAGUGAGAGAUCUUCCGUUAAAGUUCUGUCUGCAUUAAGCUCAACAGAGGCUCCCAUGACUGUUUCUCUUUCAAGAUCAUAUGGUCUUGCGAUUAUUGCUCUUCCCUUUUGGACCUUGAAAAAACAUCUUCUUGCUCCUCCAUCUUUUUCUCCUGGUAUUGCCCUUUACUUUGAUGUUUCUGUUGACAAGGAUUCUAUGCUUCAAACAUUUAACUGUGGUUUUCAAACACAAUUUACUAUUGAUAAAGAUGCUAGACUCGGUCAGAGCAAGCUACACUUUACCUACCCUUAUUUACCUUCAUAAAAAGACCAAUGCUACCUUUCAGGUUCAGCUUUCCC
Messenger RNA from Rosa chinensis, 463 nucleotides. RefSeq lists its product as uncharacterized. The record is from RefSeq and is a predicted model, not a curated record. The coding region runs from base 105 to 428 and encodes 107 amino acids. NCBI's taxonomy places the organism in Eukaryota, Viridiplantae, Streptophyta, Magnoliopsida, Rosales, Rosaceae. The transcript is spliced from 3 exons.